GCUCUACGCAUCUGGGAGAUAUCUCCAUCCUACAUACGUAUACACAUACAAUGUCCGAUCAACAACAACCACAACCUCUCACCUGGGUCGUCACCGGCUGCUCCUCCGGCAUUGGUGAGGCCUUGGUUCGCGCGAUCUUGGACAAGGGCGACCAAGUCAUCGCGACUGCCCGCCCACGCGACGGUGUCAGCGGUGGAGACCGUCUCUCGGCUCUGAAAGACGCAGGCGCUGCCGUGUUCGAGCUAGAUGUAAGCAGCUCGCAAGAAGAACUCGACACUAAGGCCCGCGAGAUCUGGGAGAUAUUUGGCAAAGUGGACGUGUUGGUCAACAACGCAGGAUAUAUCGAUGCAGGAAUUUUCGAAGAAAUCACCGAGUCGUUUCUGAUCAACGCCCUUCGCACUAAUGCCUUGGGUCCCCUCAACCUGACCCGCGCCUUUCUUCCUCUGAUGCGCGCCCGGCAAUCCGGAACCGUGCUCUUCUCCAGCACCGUAGGAGUCUACUACGGUGCGCCGGGGGCUUCGAGCUACACGGGUGGCAAGGGUCUGUUGGAGACCGUCGUCCCCAACCUGGCCCUCGAGCUGGCGCCCUUUGGCAUCCGAACGUCGCUCCUCACCUACGGCUACUUUCGCACGGAGGUGAUGGCGCCCGGCAAUAUUCAUUACCGGGCCCCCCGCCAGCUGCCGGAGUAUGCGGAAAUGAACCGUCUGGUGGCGGCUGGUUGCGCGGCCUCGAACCACAAUCAGUCGGGCGAUCCUGCGAAGGCAGCUGCGGUGGUUGUUGAGGCGGUUAAGGGGACAGGUCGAUGGCAGGGCAAGCAAUUGCCGUUGCGGUUGCCUAUUGGGAAGGAUGCUAUCAGUGCCAUCCGCAAGGCCUGUGAGGAGAGAUUGGCGAUCUGUGCGGAGCUGGAAGGGAUCGUGGAUCAGACUGAUCUUUAGAUGCGCUCUUUCUUUUGAUGUGCUCUUUCUUUCUUUUUUUCGACGGGAUUUCAGUGAAUGAAUAUAUGGUGUUUGUUAGGAGAGCUU
Messenger RNA from Aspergillus aculeatus ATCC 16872, 1022 nucleotides. RefSeq lists its product as uncharacterized. The record is from RefSeq and is a predicted model, not a curated record. The transcript has 3 exons. The coding region runs from base 51 to 935 and encodes 294 amino acids. Lineage: Eukaryota; Fungi; Ascomycota; Eurotiomycetes; Eurotiales; Aspergillaceae.